AAAUUUUGUUAAGCCGUAGGGUCGAUAGAAAAAAAAAGUGAUUUGUGGCGCUGGUGGCAAGAUUCCAAAACUCUUAACAUGCUUGUUGAUCCCACUUCUUCAUACCUGGUUUACCAAUCACUAUAGUCAUGUUUCUAUGGCUAUAACCUCCAAACUCCGAACGUCGGGACGAAAUAUAAAAUUACGUAGGUUUAGUGUUAGUUUUUAAUGAUAAAAAUCAUCUAAAACGAUUUAAAAAUAGUGUCAAUCGUAUCGAAUGAAAAAUGAACGCGCUGGCAAGAACGUUGCGGUACGUGCCGAGCGUUGUUAUCAAUUUAGUCCCAAAAAACGGAGGAAUUCUCUCUAGAACAGCAGCUUUCAAGAGUAAUUUGAAGAUCAAAUGGGUGAAACCACGAAAAAUUGCUUCGACAAUGCCCGAAAAAAGUGGAGAUGGUGGUUUGGAACUCGACGUGAAGCCUCAGGAUUACGUUAAUAGAUAUGAACAGUCGAAAGAGCUUGUGGACGCCAGUGAUAUCGUCAAGAGAAUGUUCACUCUAGAAUUUAUGCCACGUAGAGAAACGCGCAACAAAAAACGUGAAUUGAUACUGGCAAUGGUGCAACGACACAGAGCUGAUCGAGGAUCUAUGGAAUCUAGAUUGGCAGCUAUGACCGCUGAAAUAUUGUACUUGCAAGAUCACUUGGCAGUUUAUUCACAUGACAAGCAAACAAAAUUCUUUCUCAAGGAACUCAUAGAGAAGAGAAAAAAAUUUUUAGGCAAAUUGCGAAGAUGGGAUUACAAACGCUUUGAAUGGAUUUUAGAGAAACUCAAUCUUACUUACAAACCUAAUCCGCCUUUAUACUUCAAAGUUACAAGGAAACGAUCAAUGAGGAUGCUGACCAAACGCCAUUGUGAGAAACUGAAGCUGAAUAAACUGAUGGAAUACGGUGCAGAGUUGCGGCGACAACAGCCUGACUUCUUUGAAGAAAAAGCAAAGAAGUUGGAGUUUAUUAGACAGGAGGAAAUAGCUUGUGGGCGAGAACCCACUGUUACGGUUGAAUUAAUUGCAGAAGCCAAAAGGCAGGCAGAAUCGUUGAGGAAAGAACAAUUGCAGGAAUAACGAUCAAAGAGGCUUUAAUUGCAUACGUUUCACCAGUAUCAGAGAAGAAAAUAACUUUCAAAUUCUCUACUCCGAAUGUGAAAUGAACCAAUUAUGCAUUUUUCUUCUGAUUGUUAAUAAAAUUGAUAAUGUCUGUA
Molecule: messenger RNA, 1234 nt
Organism: Venturia canescens
Lineage: Eukaryota; Metazoa; Arthropoda; Insecta; Hymenoptera; Ichneumonidae
Gene: bonsai
Product: 28S ribosomal protein S15, mitochondrial
Exons: 4
Coding region: 264-1097 (277 amino acids)
Biological process (GO): mitochondrial translation
Cellular component (GO): mitochondrial small ribosomal subunit; ribosome
Molecular function (GO): structural constituent of ribosome; RNA binding
Source: RefSeq, a predicted model, not a curated record